AUGUCAGCCCCCGUCAGCGCUCUUUUUGUCAUUGACAUCCAGAAGGAUCUGGCAUCCGAUGACAAGACCGAAGUCCCCCAUGCUGAACGCAUACGCGAUGCCGGAGAACAAAUACUUGAGGUUGCAAGAGGUAUCGCUGCCGAUCCGAAACCCAUCAUACUUUUUGUUCAGCAUGAAGAAUCGCCCGAGAGUGGUCCUCUUGUAAAGGGUAGCAAGCCGUGGGAGUUGGUCUUCGAAAACGACCCGAACAAUACAAGAGAGUUACUCGUGUCAAAAGUUACACGAGACACUUUCAAAUCAAAUCCUGACUUGGCUGGUCUUCUCAGGUCGAAGGGCAUUCAACACAUUGUUGUAUUUGGCAUACAGAGUGAGUGUUGUGUGCUGGAAACUUGCAAGGGCACUCUGGAAGCUGGUUUCCGAGUCACGCUGCUUCAAGGUGCUCACUCGACUUAUGACACCGAGAACAAAAAAGCCGUUCAAAUCGAGCAGGAUGUUGAAAACGAACUCAAGGCUCUAGCUGGAUUUACGCUUGCCGACGAAGCUCGCCAGACGUCACAGCAUGACCAUUCCACUUGGGGGAAUUCCAGUCUACGACUGCGACCAGUCACUUUUGUUAGCGCUGGACCUACCGAACCUUUGAAGCUCUUGGACGCGAUUGUUGACCAAGCCGACAAGGAAGAUGAUCAGGCCGACGAACAGAGCUUUGAAGAAUCGACCGAUGAGGUUGACUUUAUAGGCCCUGAUGACCUUGAGGAAGCCAUCCAAGCCGAGACUGCACCCGAAGAGAGCGUACAACAGGAAGUACCAUUCUUCUUUGAUCUCACAGGAGACCAGUUGCAAAAGAAGAAGGAUCCCCCCCCCGUGGAGAUACCGGAUAGACCAUCGUCGAGGAGCAGCACCUCGAGCGAGGAAGUGCUUCUUUUCAAGGGCCGAGGUGCGCAGAGAAACGUACAAUCUGUGCCUGAUAUCGAUAUGGUGCAGAUGCAGACUGAAAUCCGUGUCGUCGAGCAGGCCAUCAUCACUGAGCCAUCCCAUUCACGAAAACCACCAGCAUCGGAACUGCAAACGGAACCAACCCGCUGUAAAAACCCAAGCAAAAUGGAGAAAAAACAGAAGAAGCGUGAGAGACGCAACGCUAAAACUAAAUUUGAUGACGAGGAGGAUGCCAUUCUUGCCGAUUACAUCGCCAACCUCAAGGAAAACACCGAGGUUGAUGAUUACUUCAAGGAACUACUAGAACGUGGAAGACACUCGGACGAUAGUGGCGUAUCCGAGUCAGCGAACGCUGCAGGAGACGAUACUGAUGAUAACACGGACGAUCCUCAAGCGACCAACGGAGAUGAGGUUCCCAGCGAGAUCGAUGAUGAGACACUCGCAAGACUGAUAGCCGGUCAGCAGCUUGGCCAAGAUCUGGGUAUGGAGGAUGUACAUUUCGGAGACUCUUCGAGCGACUCCGACUUCGACUCCACUGGCAAGAGGACGAAACAGCACCAGGAAUUCGACGAUGAUUUUGAUUUGAUGGAUUGGGACCGCCCCAGCCUGCGUUGGCGCAAAGGCAAAGGCGCUCGAGCUCAGAUCAGCUUCAACAUGUCCGAUUCCGAACUGGAAGCAUCUCUCCAAGCCAGCUGGAAGAGCGAUCGCCUUAAGAAAUCCGAACGAAAGAAACAGAGAGAGGAAAUGCGUGCCCUUGGCAUGCUAGGCAAAAAAGACCCUGACGAUCUGCGGGUCAAAUAUCCAGAUGGAAUGAACAUGGAUCAAAUCGCAGAUGAGCUACAAACAUUCCUGAUGGGUUCCGACGAACAACUUAAUUUCCCCCCUAUGGAUAACAAUGCGCGCAAGAUGAUCCAUGAGCUGGCGAGCAAAUUCAAGCUCAAGUCUAAGUCAAUAGGAAAAGGCGACCAACGAAGACCAACACUUCAUCGAACAAAGCGCACGCCUCCCUACGUCCCAGCAACAUUUGAUCAAGCUCUCAAGCGCGUCAACCGCAAGUAUCUUCCUCGGUCGGACAAGAAGGGCAAGAAAGGUAAUCGCUUGCCGCCGGCUCGUGGUGGCACUUCCGUCGCGGCCGCUACAUAUCAAGAUGGUGAGGUGGUUGGUGCUUCAGCGCCAGAAUUAGGCAUCGAGAAUCGUGGAAGAGCGAUGUUGGAGAAGAUGGGCUGGAGCAUGGGAACUGCGCUCGGGGCCUCCAACAACAAGGGCAUCAUGCAACCUGUCACUCAUACAAUGAAGCGCUCAAAAGCUGGACUGGGAUAG
Molecule: messenger RNA, 2253 nt
Organism: Fusarium subglutinans
Lineage: Eukaryota; Fungi; Ascomycota; Sordariomycetes; Hypocreales; Nectriaceae
Product: SQS1
Exons: 4
Coding region: 1-2253 (750 amino acids)
Molecular function (GO): nucleic acid binding
Source: RefSeq, a predicted model, not a curated record